Aspergillus glaucus CBS 516.65 is the source of this 2022-nucleotide messenger RNA. RefSeq names its product Zn(II)2Cys6 transcription factor. Gene Ontology annotation, biological process: DNA-templated transcription; regulation of DNA-templated transcription. Lineage: Eukaryota; Fungi; Ascomycota; Eurotiomycetes; Eurotiales; Aspergillaceae. The transcript has 6 exons. The record is from RefSeq and is a predicted model, not a curated record. The coding region runs from base 1 to 2022 and encodes 673 amino acids. Gene Ontology annotation, molecular function: zinc ion binding; DNA binding; DNA-binding transcription factor activity, RNA polymerase II-specific.
AUGCCACCAACUCGGGCCAAAAAAGCGUGCACCACCUGUAACGGACGCCGGAUCCGCUGCAAUGUAAUGGACCAGCAACCAUGCGCUAACUGCGUGGCGUUGAAUACGCAUUGUGAGAUUGGGGUUUCGCGACGGGGGAAGUAUCCGCGGAAUAAGAUACGUCGAGGGACUCCACAGCAGCAGCAGGAACAUGUCCAACCUCAGAUUUCGACGCCUGUUUCUGCUUCGCCUGCGUAUUCAUGGAGAACCCCAGCGUCGGAGAGUCACGCGCAGAUAAACCAUGCCGAAAGGAUCGCCCUCAAGCCAUCACUAGCACACACCCAGCAAACCGUCUUCCUAGGAGAAUCCAGCCCUCUCACCUGUGUCAUCGACGAAGGACGCACCAGAUCUCCAGAUAAAGGCUACGCAAACGAGAUGUCAAAAGCAAGACUCCACUACCCGAUCCCAGAAAGACUAGACGCAAACAUCACCCGUGAGGAAACUCUCCGCGCACACAAGAGCACCAUGAAAGAACAGCUAACCCGCAACGGCGCCUUUUCAUUCCCCUCAAAGGAAAUCCGCGAGUCUCUCCUCCAGGCAUACUUUACCUGGUUCCACCCGUGCUUCCCAAUGCUCGACCGCAAAGUCAUUCAUGACACGUACAAGAACGAAACUAUAUCGCCCCUGCUCCUGCAAGCAAUGCUCUUCAUCGGAGUAAGUCUUUGUCCAGAUACCACUUUCGCGAAAACAGGCUUUCAAACGCGCUACCGCGCCAAGGUCCUGUUUCAUAGUCGGGCUAGGGCUAUCUACGACGCGGACUGGGAGUCGAAUAAGAUUACCAAGUUGCAGGCGCUGUUUCUGUUGAGCUUUUGGAGGGGUGGGCCGAAUGAAGAAAGGGAUACGAGGUUUUGGUUGGAGGUCGGGAUUUGUCUUGCGCAGAAGAGAGGGAUGCAUGUUAUGUCGAAAUUGUCGUUUCAGUCGGGUAGAGAGGAGAUGCUUUGGAAGAGGAUAUGGUGGGCUUAUUAUAUACGUGACCAACAAAGCUCCGCAGCGUUAGGGUUACCCGCGAGAAUCCGUGAUGAAGAUUGCGACAUUGCCAUGCUCGAGCCGAAGGAUAUACAAGAUGAGGAGAGAGUUGAGGAUCAAGAGGUCUUUGGGGUACAGCAUGCAGAACACAUUCCAUACCCAAUUGAGAUGGCAAAGCUGGCGCGGUUAUUACGCGCAAUCGUCUCGACACAAUAUCUACCAAGACAGCCCACUGCACACGGGAUAUCCCGCGAAACACUACAUUCCCAACUCACAGAAUGGGAAUCCCAUCUCCCAGCAGAAAUGAAACUAGAAAGCCAGUCCACCCCAAGCGCCAUCUUCCUAACCGGACUACUGCACAUGACAUACAACAACCUCUACAUCCUCCUCUACCGCCCCCUCUUCCUCCACCCCACCACCACCACCACAACCACCACAACCGAAACCCAAGGCACCAUCGCCCUCGAAGCCGCAACCCGCAGCACCCGCAUAAUCGAAGACAUGCUCUCGCACAACCUCGUCCAGCACGGCCCAAACCACCUAAUCACACACGCCUUCUCAACACUCUGCAUCCACACGAUAAACUGCUGCCGCACAACAGGGACGACAAGGAAACUGGCGGAACAUCGCGCGAGAUUGUGUCUGUUGGGGUUGCAGGAGUUGCAGAAGAGUUGGGAUUUGGAGAAUUGGGUGCUGGAUUUGUUUUUUCGGUGUUUGGAUGAGAGUACGGCGCAUUGUUUGAGGAGUGGGGAUACGUUGGUUUCGGAGAUGGGGAUGGGGCGGAGUCAUGGGGCUGCUAACUUGUCGAAUGGUAGUAUCGAGACGAAUGAUGCUACGGGCGCGAUUGCUGCAGAUAACUCGCAGCAAUGGCAGGACCCUAGUCCGGACCUUAUGGCACCGAAUGACUGGUACGGACUAUUUAACUUUACAGAUGAUUAUACAGAUGUCCUAGGGAUGAGUUCGCAGCCAGACUCGCUCAAUCUCCAGAGCUUGGAGUUUCUGUAUAGGUUUCUGUGA